Echinococcus granulosus is the source of this 1827-nucleotide messenger RNA. RefSeq lists its product as hypothetical. The coding region runs from base 1 to 1827 and encodes 608 amino acids. The transcript has 2 exons. The record is from RefSeq and is a predicted model, not a curated record. Lineage: Eukaryota; Metazoa; Platyhelminthes; Cestoda; Cyclophyllidea; Taeniidae.
AUGAUUUUUCGAGUUCGUGAUCCUCCAACCAGCAAUACUUCUGUUUGUGCACAAUCAACGUCUCAAAAGCCCACCAACAAUCAGCGAAGUCCCACUCCCGAGGCCUCAGAAGCUGAGCUUGAGUCAAUCGAGGCAGCACAAGUCGAUCCUACCAGGGCAAUCGGUAGGAAACGGUAUGAGAAGUUACGACCACAGUUGAGUUAUAUUGAAACGACUGAAGAUCCCUUUGAAGAAAUUGUUAUCCGUGCCGAAACCUAUUUUCCUGGUCUAACAAACAUCGUGAGGGAUCAGUCAAGUAGCUAUAUUGUGGAACAGGCCAAAUACGAACCUCCACUUUCUCUUCCUUCUGAACAGCACCCACUUUCACAAUCCAGACAACAGAUCCCAGCGAAUAGUUCUGCCAUUCGUCAAAACCCCUUCAACACAUCCAUCUCAAAGAGCAAGCGUCAGGGAGAGGAGGAACUUGAUCGGCGGAUCAUGAUGUAUUCUCGCGCAAAUCGCAAUCCGAACACUUGCUACGCCCAUAAUUUCCACCAGGACUCGCACCAACAGAGUUCUCCAGUCCACCAGGUCAUGCAUCAUGGAAAUUACUACGCUCAACAAUCCAUGGCCAACAACUUCCAGCCUCCAUUCACGUUCGAAUCAGACGUGGAUGAAAGGACAACCUACGACUACCGUGACUUUCAGGCGGCGCGUCAAAAAUUCGAGCAGCAUGGAUCACUCGAAACUCCCCUCCGACGUCUUGAUAUUCGACCGCAGCAUUCAAUCGUCGGCACAGUUAUGUCUAGUGGACCAAGUGAGAGUACAUUCAGUGUUGGCGGGGUGGGACGCAUCUGCCAGAUGAACGCUUCCAGCAACCAUCACCCCCCGCCCUUCCAGAACCCCUUGAAUCCCCAGCAUUCGCUGAAUCAGGAGAGUAGUGCUCUUGUCAGACGUGAAUCGCACAAUCCCUUUUCGAGGGAAUGUGGCUGCGGUCCGGGAACUGGUUGUGGGGUCCUGCCCGACACACCAAUUCACCGAGACCAAGGUAACCAACGAGAAGCCAUCAAAAAGUACCUCGUCUCCGAGGAGGUCGGACCGGGAGGGGUGAAGAGUGUUUUCAGCUUUCCGGACGGCAUGGAGCCAAGCGAUCUGACGCUUUUGCGUGCUGCGAUCUCAGCCAACCAGCCAAAAGACGCCUUCAUACCGGAGGACAAUGACGACUUAGAAGAACAACUAAAUCGUCAGCUUGAGAAGGCUUGCGUUGAUUCGCGAAGUCUGCAGUCGGUGUCCAAUCAAGCAUCACAGCGAUUACAAUCGCAGACGUCAAUGCCUAUCCAGCACAUCCAGACUGUCAGCCACGCCUCCGGCGCAAACGUAAUUCGAGGUGGUGGUGGUGGUGGUGGUGGUGGUGGUGGGGAUUUGAUGCAUAUGGUGGUUCAGCAUCACCACCAUCAGCGACCUAACAUCACUAAGACGGGGGAUCGAGAUACACAGGCCUUGUCGAACAGCAGAGCUGAAAACCCACUUGACACUCUGAUAUACAACGGAAUCAGUAACGACUUUGUUGGACCUAAUAGUCCGGGUCAGCUACCAGUUUUCUCCGGCUAUCCUAUAUAUCACCGUCACCACUGUCAGCUACAACCCAACACUGCCACCGCCACCACCACUAACAGCAGCAACAGUUGGCGCAUCUCUCCGGCGCACCAGCAGCAGGGAGUGCAGGGGAACUACCAAGCCCGCACCAUGUACAACUCAUCGAGGUUCGAUCCAAUGUCAACGGGAACAGGCCGAGGCCAAACUCAACCGACGCAUUUCACCACGGAUAGUCGAUUCAUGAUGGGAUGA